Messenger RNA from Olea europaea var. sylvestris, 1996 nucleotides. RefSeq names its product pumilio homolog 15-like. The transcript is spliced from 5 exons. Gene Ontology annotation, biological process: post-transcriptional regulation of gene expression. The record is from RefSeq and is a predicted model, not a curated record. The coding region runs from base 43 to 1686 and encodes 547 amino acids. Gene Ontology annotation, molecular function: mRNA binding. NCBI's taxonomy places the organism in Eukaryota, Viridiplantae, Streptophyta, Magnoliopsida, Lamiales, Oleaceae. Gene Ontology annotation, cellular component: cytoplasm.
UGUACAGUAAAAACAGAGGGGGGCCUUAUUCUUUGUAACGGAAUGGAGCAAAAACAUUCUCAAAACCCCAAUUUUCCGGCGUCUCAGUUGUCGGACAAUCAAGAGAACAACCGAGGUGAACACUCUUUUUCCCAAGAAACCCAUCCACAAAUGCCUUUAAAUGUAAACUUUCAAACCUCUGAUCAAGAAAUUCAGUCAGCCUUUUCCAGGCUAACCCUUUCCCAAGAUUUUCAAUCCCAACGUGAAACGUCUUCGUAUAAUAUUCUUCUCAGGCUUGAUGGCUUGGAAGCCACAAAAUCAGACCCCUUUUCAGUGGGUUUUGGUGAAAAGCAAGUGAACGUUGGAGAGGUGCAGCAGGCUUUAUUUCGGGGUCAGGCUCAAAGUAAUGAUGGUGGUGUCAAUGGGCCUUUCAAUUUGGAAGUCCAACAGAAUAUCAAUGUGCGACCGGAGAUUAUGGGUUUUGGUAAACGCAGAUAUCUUGAUGGAGUUGGAGGUGAUCCUCUGAGAUUGAUGAAAUAUCAAGGAAAUGGUUUUUAUGAUACUUUCAGUAAUAAUCAUGAGUAUUCUUUCUUGCAUGGCAAGAAACCCUUCUCAGGAACCACCCCCCAAAGUCCAAAUUUUCUGUUUUCAGACAACAAUUUCAAAAAUUUCAGUUCCAGACCAAGUUUGUGUAGUAAUCUGCACUUGUACCAACAGUUGAGUAUUGAAAGCUUGAGGGGAAGAAUAGUUUCCUUGGCAAAAGAUCCAAUGUGGAGUGGGAUUUUGAAGUCCAAAUUGGAAGAGGGGUUGACACUGCCUAGUCUUGAGUUGGUUUUAUCAGAGGUGUUGGAAUUAUUGAGCGAUGUGAUAACAAAUCAAUUUGGAAGUCAAUUUUUGCAGAAGCUUUUCAUGGUGUGCAAUGUGGAACAGAGGACUAGGAUUAUUUUCACACUAACUAGAAAUCCAUUUAAAUUCAUUAAUAUUUGUCUUCAUUCAUUUGGGGCAACGACCAUGCAAAAACUGUUGGAGAAGCUGGAUUCCCCACAACAAAUAUCACUCAUAGUGUCUGCUUUGAGCCUAGGUGUUGUUGCCUUGGCUAAUGAUCCCAGUGGUCAUCUUGUUAUACAACACUGUGUUAAACAGUUUACUACCGAAUAUAAUAAGAUUCUUCUCAAUGAAAUAGGAAACAACUGCUUCGUAAUUGCAACCAAUAAAAGUGGGUGUUGUGUGAUGCAAUCAUGCGUGGAACAUUCGUACGGGGAACUGAGAGAAUGGUUAAUACGUAAUAUAGUAGCUAAUGCAGUGCACCUAGCCGAGGAUCCUUAUGGGAACUAUGUGGUGCAAUACCUGCUUGGAAUGAAAAUUCCAGAAGUCAUGACUCAUCUUGUGAGACGGUUUGAAGGGAAUUUCGUGUCUCUCUCCUUCAAUAAGUAUGCAAGUAACGUUGUGGAGAAAUUUUUGGAAACUUCAGGAGAAAAACAUUCCAGAAAAAUUAUCAUUGAGCUGAUUACAAGUCCAAAUUUCUGUAUGCUUCUUGUGGAUCCUUUCAGAAACUUUGUUAUUCAAUCAGCACUGUCAGAAGCAAAGGGUCAUGUUCGUGACUCUCUUCUAAAUGUAAUCCGAGCUAAUGUUCCAUCCAUCCGAAGCAGUCUAUAUGGGAAAAAGAUCCUCAGUUGCCUUGAAAAGAUGAAGCUCUCGCUUGUAUAGAAGUGCCCAAGUGAAAGCUGUUUACUUAUCUUGAAGAGUGAGCUAGUGUAAUUUUCGUCAUCUAUGAGAAAAUGUAGGCGGUAGUAGGUUUAUAUGUAAUGUUUUUGUCAUUUUUAACUGUUUAAAGUGUAGUUUGUGUUAUGGCUGUGGUAGAGAAUGUUUACAAGGACAAAGAAAGCUGUUGAAUAUCUGAAGAUGCAAUUGAAGCAUCAUAUUAUGUGAUCUGUAGCAGAAAGUGCAUGGCACAUUAUGCUUUUAAACAGUGCAUAUUGAGUUCUUCUGAUGGUGGUAUGAUUCAUUUGGCGUUGGU